AAUUCUAAUUUCGAAGAUUUAUUUUCUAAAAGGAAAAAAGAAGAUUUAUUGAAAAUAAAAUUUAUGACGCUGUAACCAAAAAAUCACAGUUGAAUAUUAUGUAAUUACAAAAUUUUGGCGCCGUUUUGAUUUUCUUUUUUUGUGGUUAUAUCAAGGCAGAGUGAGCAGCGAGUAAUAGAAUCGGAGUCGAAGCAGUGAGCAAGCGGAAAUAAAAAAAUGGACUGUGUGGAAUCAUCGAGUCGGCGUCGAGCAACUGCGAGUCAACACGAGCAAUGGAUAGUUCAAGACCAAGUGUUUCAGAUCUACGAUAUCUUCGCUAAUAUUCCUCACAAGGCCCAAACCCUAAUGUUAGAGCUUCAACGUGAUAAGCACAUGGAAUACCUAACAAGAGGACUGAAACAACUAAGUUCUUCUUUCUGUGUAUUGGAUGCUAAUCGGCCUUGGCUUUGCUACUGGAUCCUGCACUCAAUUGCUUUAUUGGGUGAGUCUAUCGAUUAUGAACUGGAAAACAAUGCCAUUGACUUUCUUAAUCGUUGCCAGGAUCCAAAUGGCGGAUUUGGUGGUGGACCUGGACAGUUGCCUCAUCUUGCAACAACCUAUGCUGCUGUUAAUUCUCUUGUUACUUUGGGUGGACCUAGAGCAUUAUCAUCUAUUAAUAGAGGUAAAUUGUACACAUUUUUGCGGCGAAUGAAAGAUCCAAGCGGGCCAUUCCGGAUGCAUGAUGCCGGAGAAAUUGAUGUCCGCGCUUGUUAUACAGCCAUUUCAGUUGCAAAUAUUCUCAACAUUUUGGACGAUGAGCUGGUUAGGGAUGUUGGUAAUUACAUAUUAAGCUGUCAAACUUAUGAAGGAGGCAUUGCAGGAGAGCCUGGUUCUGAAGCUCAUGGUGGAUAUACCUUUUGUGGAUUGGCUACUAUGAUUCUGAUCAAUGAGGUCAAUCGUUUGGACCUCUCCAGUUUAAUUAAUUGGGUGGUAUUUCGACAAGGAGUGGAAUGUGGAUUUCAGGGGAGAACAAACAAGUUGGUUGAUGGUUGUUACUCCUUCUGGCAGGGAGGCGUGUUUGCACUAUUACAAAGAUUGCGAUCAAUUGGUGGUGAACAUGCAGCAUUUUCUGAUGCCGAAGCAGGACAUUGUGCUACAGAGAGCAGUUCUGAAGACGAAGGUACAGAUGGAGAUUCAACGGACGUGGAUGAACCUGGCCAUUUUAAGCAGGGAGGUCAUGGAGUAACUGUACCUCUUUUUCAUAGUUCGGCCUUGCAGCAGUACAUUAUUCUAUGCUCACAGGAACAGGAGGGUGGAUUUAGAGACAAACCUGGGAAGGCUAGGGAUUAUUAUCACACGUGUUAUUGUCUAAGUGGGCUCUCAGUAUGUCAAUAUAGCUGGUCUAAGGACGAGAAUUCUCCGCCUCUGCCAAGAGCUGUGCUGGGUCCAUACUCCAAUCUUUUGGAACCCAUCCAUCCUCUAUACAAUGUGGUCUCAAAGCAAUAUGAUGGAGCUCAUGAGUUCUUUUCCAGCCAAAGCUCAAGUUAUUAGAGUUAGUUUAAGGUGAUGUGAUGCAACUUGAGCCUAAUCUACUGAAAGUUUUAUCUAUCACAUACCAGUAUUGUAUGUACAAUGGAUGGUUAAAUGUUGACCAUUUUUAUGGAUUUAUCUGGCUAUGUUGUGGAAAUGGAUGAGAAGUAUGUGAGAAUGAAUGGUUUAAAUGCGUAUCUUAACUCUUGA
This is a messenger RNA of Ricinus communis (castor bean), 1719 nucleotides long. Its product is annotated as protein farnesyltransferase subunit beta. NCBI's taxonomy places the organism in Eukaryota, Viridiplantae, Streptophyta, Magnoliopsida, Malpighiales, Euphorbiaceae. Gene Ontology annotation, biological process: protein farnesylation. Gene Ontology annotation, molecular function: protein farnesyltransferase activity. The record is from RefSeq and is a predicted model, not a curated record. The transcript has 14 exons. Gene Ontology annotation, cellular component: protein farnesyltransferase complex. Bases 217 to 1530 code for a protein of 437 amino acids.